AUGGCUCUCAAGGACGCGCGCGCAAACAGUAAAACAGCAAAGCAGACGCUGACGAAUUCGCGCCACAUAGACAAGUUCCCUGCCUCCGAGGCCUUCGACGUCAUCAACGCAGCCCUGAACUCGAGCGACAGCGAGCGCAAGGACGCCAUCAAGCAGGGCGGUGCCGUCUUCGCCUUCACACUAAAGAACAAGGCCGGCGAGACCGCGAGCUGGAACAUCGACCUCAAGGAGACCGGCAAGGUCAGCAGCGGUGUCGGCGAGAAGCCUACUGCAUUCCGCUAUACUGCGGGUUUCCGUCCCCUCCGAAGGAGAACCGCUGCACAAUCUGCGAACCGUACUCUGACCCACGGUGGGACAGUCACCCUCUCUCUCUCGGACGAGGACUUCGGCAAGCUGGUCAGCGGCAAGGCCAAUGCCCAGCGCCUGUUCAUGUCAGGAAAGCUCAAGGUUAAGGGCGAUGUCAUGAAGGCCACCAAGAUGGAGCCCAUCAUGAAGAAGGCACAGACAACAAAGGCCAAGCUGUAA
Clonostachys solani is the source of this 525-nucleotide messenger RNA. NCBI's taxonomy places the organism in Eukaryota, Fungi, Ascomycota, Sordariomycetes, Hypocreales, Bionectriaceae. The record is from the annotation of a GenBank genome assembly.